AUACAUUAGUAUUUUAUUUUUAUUUUUAUUUUUAAGAUGACAAUUGAAUAAUUGAUUAGAAGUAGUACUAUGAAACAUACUCUCUCUAACAUCGGAUACAAAAAAGAGGCGCUUGGAGUCGAGUGUUGUGUUCCUCCAUAAAUCAUUUCCUAGAUUACUGUUGAUCCCAAAGCAAGCAUACGAUGAUGGGACGAGUGUAUAAUUUGAAUGUAACGAGUAGUAUAAUUGUAGUAGCGAUGCUGCUGCUAAUUUUUGGGGAUUUUCAAGAAUCAUCAUCAUCACGAGUACUAGUAAAAGCACGGCCUUUACUUUAUUCAUCUUCAUCUCGGCCUCGCCCUGCUGAUGCAGCCCCUUUUGCUCGUUGGUUGGUUUCUCACUCUUCUUGGGGUGUCCUCAACACCAUUGCAGAUGAUAUGGGAGGUGCACCUUUUGGGAAUGUAGUUUCUUUUAGUGAUGGGCAACCUGAUAGUGGCAGCGGCAUCCCUUACUUUUACUUAACUACCCUGGAUCCAACAGCAACUUAUGCUUUAAAAGACCAGAGAUCAUCCUUUACAAUAAGUGAAUAUAAUAUUGGAACUUGUGGCAAAAAGGACCCUGAAAACCCCAGUUGUGCAAAAAUUACACUUACAGGAAAGUUGAACGUACUUGAUAAUAAAUCCAAUGAAGCGGAAUAUGCCCAGAAUGCCCUGUUCUCAAAACAUCCUGAGAUGGAAGACUGGCCCAAGGAUCACAAUUUCCAGAUCUUUAAACUUGAUAUAGAGAACAUUUUUCUGAUAAAUUGGUUUGGUGGUCCGAAACCUCUAACACCGGAUGAGUACCUGCAUACUUCAUUGAACAAGCUCUCAUACGCAAUGUGAAAUUCUUUCUGAUAUUAUGUAUGUUAAGGAAUUCGGCAAUAUCUGUAAAUUAUACCAGACAAUUGAAACUGUGUACCUCAGUGUUCAUACUCUGUCCAGGAUACCAAUUGCUCAUAAUGUAAUUGUAUAUUAUCACGUUUGCAUUGAUUGAUAACUUGUACCUUUAUAGACUUCCUGCCAGUCAGAGGCGCAUAUUAGUUUUGCUUGUUUUUCCAAUAUAUCAAACCAAAAAUUGUUAUU
This is a messenger RNA of Daucus carota subsp. sativus, 1097 nucleotides long. RefSeq lists its product as uncharacterized. The transcript is spliced from 6 exons. Lineage: Eukaryota; Viridiplantae; Streptophyta; Magnoliopsida; Apiales; Apiaceae. The coding region runs from base 183 to 857 and encodes 224 amino acids. The record is from RefSeq and is a predicted model, not a curated record.